Molecule: messenger RNA, 2525 nt
Organism: Ipomoea nil (Japanese morning glory)
Lineage: Eukaryota; Viridiplantae; Streptophyta; Magnoliopsida; Solanales; Convolvulaceae
Product: protein GLE1
Exons: 16
Coding region: 413-2275 (620 amino acids)
Biological process (GO): regulation of translational termination; regulation of translational initiation; poly(A)+ mRNA export from nucleus
Cellular component (GO): cytoplasm; nuclear pore cytoplasmic filaments; nuclear pore
Molecular function (GO): phospholipid binding; translation initiation factor binding; inositol hexakisphosphate binding
Source: RefSeq, a predicted model, not a curated record
UCUAAACUUCGAAUUCCUUCUUCCAGAGUUCCAGGUGAAUAUUUCACGCCUUGGUUGCUCACUCGCUGCUGACAUUAACCUUUCUAGUAGUUUCUCCCGCAAUCAAAAAUGAGUUUCUUUGUAUUGCCACAAACUGGAGUUGGAUUAAAAAUCCGAUCCCUCUCUAGAUUACUCUCUCGGGCACAACCAAAUUAGAGAGAGGAAAAAAAAAUCGAACUCAUCCUGCUCAAUUGCUGCAAAGUGGACGCUGUUCUCUAUUUCGGAACCAACAAAUUUUCCAUUGCAGUUCAAUAACGUGGAGAGUUAAGUAAAAUCUUUUCCAAGGCAUCGAUUUAUUAAGGAGUCAUUGCUGGUGCCAGGAGUACUGCUAUUAAUCUAGGUUUGUUCAUCAUUCAUCAGACGCAACAGCACAAUGGUAGCUGUGAAAUUCAAACUUACUGUUCCUGAAAAUGUUGAUGGGAUUGCGCUUGAUCCAGAACCUGAUUGGAGCUUUAAUGCUCUAUUACUGGAGCUCAAUUCAAUUGAAAGGAAGAUUACUGCAUCUCCAAAGUUUCCAGCUUAUACCAAAAUGCAACCACGGGAUCUGUCUACAUCAAAAAGUGGUGCUCGGACGGGUUUUGUGAUGCGGGUGGAGGAGAUAGUAAGCGAUAGCGAGGAUGAGGUUUCUGAACAAUCUGCCACUGUGGGAAAGCGGUUCAACUUUGACGAACUGUAUACAAGUGAUAGUGAUAUUUCAAAAGAUCAGUUAGCCUUUGAAGCUGAACAUCAUCUAAUGGAUAAAGUGGGGUUGGUGGAAGGUGCUUUGUCUGAGUUAACUCAUGACCAUCAUCUUAGUGCAACGGAGGAAGUUAGAACACAAAUAUUAGCAUUAGAAACAGAUCUGAUGGGUGAACAACAGAAGUUUGCCUCUACACUUGCAACAGUUGUGAAGAAUGCUGAAACACAACAGGAAAUGGAUCGGAGACUUGGCAUGCAAUAUCAGCGCAAAAUUGCAGAAGCACUUGAUGAUCACUUGAUAGCCGUACAAAGGGAUCAUGAACAUAGAUCCCAAAUAGAAGAAAGGAGAAUAAGAGAUGAUGCAGCCCGUGAAGAGGCCAAAAAAAGAGAGAAAGUUCUUCAGGAAGAGAAAGCUAGGCUAGAAAAAAUUAGAGCUGAAGCAGAGAUGCAAGCUAAACUAGAAGCCGAAAGAAUUGAAAAAGCAAAAGUAGCGGAAUUGGAAGCCCAGCGGAAAGCAGCUGAGGAGGCUGCAGAGAAGAAAGCCUCUGAGAAUGUUAAGAAUAAUACAGCUGAUGCUCCUGUGGUUGUAAACAAGGUCUCAGGGCAGGCAGUGGAAUUAGGAUCUGAUGUACAAAAUUCUCUACAAUCACGAGGAAAGAUUGUCAAAGGUGCAGAAAAUGCUUUGAAUUUAGAGGAGAAAAGAUUGAAGAUCUAUAAGGAAUUAGCUGUAAAAAAUGAGACUCUGGGUUUGGGCUCUAAAAGGGAAUAUGAAACACAUAAAAAUGACAUGCGGAGGAGGAUUAGAACCAUCUCUGGUGUAAAAGAAAAUAUCAGUGUGAAAGCAGAUGAGUUGAUUAAGUUAAUAAAUUAUUCACCAUGUCCUCAAUCCAUCAGCAUUGCUAUCUUUGCCGAACAGGUGGUUUCCUGGUGUGUGAGUCGUGCUGGAAACUCUAACAGUAUCCCUUAUGCUUAUGGCCGUGUAAUUGUUCUUGUUACAUCAAAGGUCCCACUUGCAAUGGAUAUUCUCAUAGCUGAAUUGAACAAAGUAUGCAUUUAUACAGUCCCAAAGCAUAUAAGUUAUUCUCAGUCAGUAUUCAAGACCAAAGAAGCUUACUAUAGAGCUAUCGGCUUUCAAGAUGAUGGAAAGAUCGAAACUGUUGAUAGUUAUCUAAAUCGGUUAUGUGCCUACAUGAAACUCUAUGGAGCUCUUGUUCAGACCGAAGUUGAGGGCUUCCAAAACUUGCAUGGCCACCAAGAAGGUUGGGCAUGGUUGGCUAGAUUCUUAAAUGCGGUCCCGGCAAACUUGUAUACUGCUACUGCGCUACAAGCAUUUCUUGAAAUGGCAGGUUUUGUACUAUACAGGAAAUACAAGUAUCAUUUCGAGAAACUACUGAAUAUCAUUGCCAAAGACUUCAUGAAAGCAAUUGAAGAUUUACAGUCAAGCCCAGUCACCACCAGGCUCCGGAGUUAUAUAGAGUCAAAGCAGUAUCUGAAUGAACCGGAAGGGUGGCGUCUCAAGACUUCCUUAGAUUCAAGCUAUUUUGUUCCUGAUGGCUGAUACAGAACGCAAGCAGUAACAACAUAACUCCCAAAUGAAUUUCUGAAGCCCAAAGGUUAUCACCCACAUUGUCAUUUGCUUUUAUAUGGGGAGUAAAAGGUGAAGAAAGGAUGUGUACUUCCCCAAGAUGUUGGUGCCUUGGUGGACCUCUUUUCAAAGCAGAACUUGAAGAUCUGGGAUCUACAUUUUAUCAUUUUAAAAAUUCUGAAAUUUUGAGGAUGUUUUUGCAUUUUAAGCCUAAUCUGUAGUA